GACAACAACACUGCGGCCUCGUCCUUCAGUGGGCCCGUCCGUAACAUUCUGGGUCGUCGUUUCGACUGGAAACUUUUUUUUCAAACGCGUUUUUUUUUUCCUUUAACAUUUUUCCCGGUCGUCAACCACCGGCGUUGGUCUUUUACAGAUUUCUGUUGGUCCGUUGCGCAACCGCGCUUCGCGUUCCCCGGACAGACAGACGUGCGUGACCAGCUCUACGGCGGCAGCAAAUCUCGUCUCGGGGGCCGGACAAAUACACACGGAAGAACCUGCAGCUGUACUACGUCGUUCGAGCCGUCACCGUCACGUCCUAGUAUUCCUAUCAAGCCUCCUGAACGUUCAUUAAAUAGGAAGACAGAGAAAACGAUUGAAAAAAAAAAUGAAUUCCAAUACAGCUUACUAAUAACUGCUGUUUGCUGCAUGCAGCAACAACAACAGAAUUGUAAAAUCCAAAGAAAACCAAAAAUGAUUUACUAAGUAUCUGUCCCCUCUUAAAGAAGAUGGGAUAUUCAACAACUACAUACUCAUCAGCUCAAUAAAUAACCCUUUUUGGCUGUUUUGUACUUUUUUUUUAUUUAGUAUAACUUACAACUUAAAUUUUUUAUUCACAUUCAAUAUAUUUUAAAUUACAAUACAUUUUAAUUGAAAACUAAAAUUAUAAGGUAAAUUAAUUUAAAUAAACUGGUAAAUUAUUAUUAAUUGUACCUUUAAUAUAUUAAAACAAUUGCAGUCAUCAAAACAUCAAAAGUAUGUCCCACAGUCAUUUUUUAACCAAAGAAAACUUUCCCAGCUUUUGCAAAAAGUUGUCCGAACUUGAGUGGACAAUGGAUUCUACAUGUACAGAAAAACCUGAAUCUUCAUCUCCUGCCUAUUCUUUUCUGCCAACAGCCCGAAAUGUACCCAAAAGUGAUUAUCAUCUUAAAGAAUCUUACCAGCGUUUCUUAAUUGAUUCUAAUGAAGACAACACUUUAAUUGAAAAAUAUCUAAAACAAGAAUGUGAUACUUAUAAGUUAUUUGGAGGUCCACCAAUUAAUCCAUUAUUUACUGAUGAAGGACGUGGUUCUAGUAUUGAAGAUUCUCCAAAAUCUUUUUCAUAUUUUUCAAAAACCAAUUGCUCUUACAUGGAUAAAAGUAUUUGGGCACAAGAUUCUGGUAAUGAUAGCUGGCCUGAUGCAUUUUUGCCAUUGGAUAUUAAAGAAGAAACCACAUGGAAAGAAUUGAAUACUGAAACCAGAAAGGAGCCUAUGUCAUGGGCAGUAAUACAGCGUCCAGCAAAAGAAGAUAAAUUCAAGCCCAUAAAUCAAUUGGUUGAUGCUGGUGCAGCAAUUUUUCCAGAUGGCUCACAAUUCGAAAUUGAUUUAUCGUAUGAAGCAUUUGAUGCUGUUGAAGUUGAAGGAAAAUUAUACAUUGGUAAAGAUGAAUUUAGGCGUACAGAUGAUGGAUUGUUGUAUAAAGUCUGUAACCAAGAUAAAGGUACUCAAACGGACAAUUGGGAUGAUGAUGAAACUAUUUUGGUAACACGUACUGCUAGACGGCAUUACCAUUUUCCAAUAUUCCAGAAUUGGCACACAUCUCAAUCAGGCGAUAACCAAGAUUUGCUGAGUGAUUUUUUUAAUCCACAGCGUGUACGUGAAGUUAGAGGUGACAUGGAUGAUAGACACCAAAUGGUAGAUAUGCUUCGUAACAUUAUGGGUAUGCAACAUAUAUGGGAUAAGCCAACUAUGUGCAAUGAAAUUGAUGCUUAUCCAGAACAAAAUUUGUACAUACCAACAACAUGCAAUGAACUGGCUGCUACCUACACAAUAUUGCAGUCAGAUAGUGGUUCAGAAAGUUCAGAUGAUAUAGAUAAUAAUUGUGGUACUUUAUUCCGUAAUUCGCGAACUUGAAGAGGCAUUAUCGAUUUUGGAAUUUGCAAGAUUAAAUCAACACUGUAAUAUUUUGUUUUGCCGUGCACCGUUAAUGUUUUUUGUCAAGACAUGUUAGACUCAUUAAGGUUAGGUUAUACAUACUUUUCUUUGGGACAAAAACUAUAAUAUUUUACAUUUGUAUGACCUAUAACAUAUAGUUUUGGUCAAUAAGUUAUUUGUUUAAAAUUGUAUUUAAAAACAAAAUAAAAAAAAAGAACAAAACGUCAAAAACCCUUAAAAAAAAAAAUAUAUAUAUAUUUAUAUAUUAAAAAUAAACAUACAAUAAUAUAUAUUUAUAUGUAAUGGAUAGACCUAAGGCUCUAAAAUAUUAUCAUAUGGGUUAUUUUCUUAGGUUAAAGAAAUUAUCCCAUUUAAAUAAUUUGCUUUGAUUAAUGAAGUAUUUUUUUUAUGUGUUCAAAACUGUCAAGACAUUUUAAGAAUUUAUCAUUUUAUUAGCCCAAUGUUAGCAAUAUUUUGUAAUUAAUCAAUUUUAUUUUGAAGAAAAAAGAUAAUAAAAUACUAAAAUGGUGAACUACCCAAAAGUUGAAUCUAACAAAAUUAUUAUCAAGAUAUCAAGAGUUAGGUUAGGUGUUUAUGAGCAAAGUACAUACUCAACUCAAAAGUGAGGAACUGGACAAAUUUCUCUGGAUUUUUUUUUAUGUGAGGAUAUUUUGGUGAAUUCAAUGUAUUUUAAAAUUAUUUGACGUUUCAAGUUGUAUACCUUAUUUGAUCUUAAUCAUACAUCAAAUUAUUUUAAAUUGAUAAAUAUUGUGGGUUACAUAAUGUUUUAAAAAAUGUAUUUAUAUUUGAAAUUCAUAACUAAUCACCAUCGUAUAAAAAUAAUUUUUCUUUUAAAUCCUGGUCAUAAGUUUGUCCAGUUCAGUUAGAAGAUAUCAAAAAGACGGGUCCUGAUUUUUUUUAAAUAUGGCGCCCGAAAAUUUACUUUACAUUUAUAUAUAUAAUUGUAUAUAUAUAUAUGAAUGUAUUUUUUAGUUUAAAGUGAAAUAAAAGUUAUUUUUUUUAAUAAAACAGUCCGAAAACCGUUUUCGGCCCUGAUUUUUAAUAAAAAAGCGCCUAGAGUUUUAUUUAACACUAACCAAUUUUUUUUUAAAUAUUAUUUUUAUUUAUUACACACAGUUAACGAAAGUGCCUUUUAGAAACACAUAAAAAAUUUGAAUUUUUCAUUUUAUAUAGGGGGUUAAUGACUGAAUCAAUCGCUCUUUUGUUUAUCGGUUAUUAGAAAAAAUAAUUAAAGCCGAUAAAUACACGAAUGAAAUAUUUAUAUUUAUCAAAAGAUGCGCACCCCUUUUCAAUUAUAAUUUAUGUAUGUGUUAAAAUUCAUGUACGCCAAGACCCAUAUAAUAUACAUAAAUAAUUUAUUUUUAUUGCUUUUGUAUGUAUGUGUGUAUAUAUAUAUACAUAUAUAACUUUUUAUGAGGCCAAAGGAAUAUUUUUUUUGUGCAUUUGUUUUGUUAAAGUUGUUAUUUAUUUUAAAAUAUUUUUUAAUACAUUUCGCAAGAGAUGGAGCACAAAAAUACAGAAUUAUUUAAAAAUUGAUUUUGUUAUUUUAUAUUCUACCUUGAUUUGUCUUGACAG
Molecule: messenger RNA, 3503 nt
Organism: Rhopalosiphum maidis (corn leaf aphid)
Lineage: Eukaryota; Metazoa; Arthropoda; Insecta; Hemiptera; Aphididae
Exons: 5
Coding region: 750-1886 (378 amino acids)
Source: RefSeq, a predicted model, not a curated record